Molecule: messenger RNA, 1889 nt
Organism: Equus caballus (horse)
Lineage: Eukaryota; Metazoa; Chordata; Mammalia; Perissodactyla; Equidae
Source: RefSeq, a predicted model, not a curated record
GAGAUCGCGCGGAGAGAAGGCGGCAGCAGCAAGCAGGCCCCCUCUCCCUGAGAGCAAGACCCCUCGGCGGGCGCACGACCCAGAACAGGCUGCGAGCGGGGCCCGCGCACAGGCUGGACGCUGCCCAAGAUGAGCUCCCACAACAUGUCCUGGAUACAGUACCCGAGCCGCGUCUCCACGGCUGUUGAAGACGUCAUAGCUUCGCAGAGCGUCGUCUCCCGGUGUGUGCAUGUCUACGUGGCUCUGUUCGUCCCGGUGAGCCUGGUGACUGGGCUGUUCAACCUGACCACCUUCCUACGGGGCCGUGCCAGGCUGGGGGGCCUGGACAUGUUCCUCUCAGACCUCACCGUCACCAACAUGCUGGUGACACUGCUCUCGCUCACCGCCAUCAGCCGGCCCGACUACCUGGCCACAACCAACCUGAGCUGCGCCGUCCUCUCCUUUCUGGCCAACGUCUGCUACUUCAAUGCCCAGUAUGUGCAGCUGGCCAUGCUCUUUGCAUUCCUGCUGCAGGGCCCCUCAUCUUGUCUGCGUGCGGCCACCAGCGGGGCCCAGAGGCCUGCGGCAGGGCUGGCUGCCCUCGGGGGCUGUGCCUUCUGCAGCUCCCUGGGAGUGGUGGCCCUGCUGGGCACGUCCAGGGAGCUGGACAAAACCACCCUGUGCCAGGUGGACCCGCUGACCGCCUGGCCUGAGUAUGAAAUCGUGAAGGUCAGCCUGGGCUUCGGGGUUGCCCUUGUCCUGAAGCUGGCGUUCUUCAUCCUGCUCAUCGUCCAGCUGGCCUGGCGGGCAGCUCCUCCCCAGAGGGACACGGCCUCUGCUCACCUCGUCGUCCUGGCCAUUGCCCUGAUCAUGUUUGUCUGCCGGCUCCUCUACAACAUGGCGCUCCUGCAGCGGGCCAGGCUGAAGCUGCAGAGGGACAUCGGCUUGCCCAGGGAUGAGCUCCUCAUGAACCUGGCGGAGCUGGUCCUGUUUGGCGAGAGCUGUGUGAACUCCCUGGCCACCCUCUUCCUCCACAAGCCCUGCAGGCUCGCGCUGCUCUCCAUCCCAGCACGCCUCACGCACAGGUGCAGGAGGGGUGAGGCCAGCAACAGCUUCUCCUUAAAGAGGGUGGGGAGUUAAGUCGGGGCCCCGGUCUGCUGGAAAGAGCCAGACGGGCAGGUGACGGAGUCUCCCCGGCGGUUAGGGAACACCGUCCAUCUGUGAAACUCCAGCCCGCUCAGGGAGAGCCAGCAGCAGGAAUGACUGUUGGAAGGCGCUUAUUAAACACCAGCUUUCUGGCAGUCACUCAAUUUAUGCCCAAGCACGACCCCUUGGCCCCCAACACUCACACCUAAAGGAAACGCUGCAAGGCAGGGAUGCGGUUGACGUGGGCGCAGAAGCUGGCCCCACGCAGACCUGGUCUGGCUACGAUGGUCUGAACUGUGAGGGGGAUUGCACGCCUCGGCUGUCUGCGAGCUGCCAUCUCUCUCCACCCCUACCCCAACCAAAUGACAAAGAGGGGAUCUUGAAAACAGAGACAUUCUUCACAUAACUUUCUGACCAUAUUACAGUCUGGUCCUCAAUGGUCGUAGCUGGUUAACCUUCAACACAGCCAGAAAGUUCGGGCCACACAAAUCUUGCCAAGAACAAAGGUUUGUUUUGUCUUUUUAAAUUUAUCACCAUUGGAGGUCUGAGAAUAUCACCUACAAGCUUAAAAGCCCUAAAAUCAUUGGUGUAAGCCCAGUGAUAACAGUACCACCAAGCACUUUUUGCUCCCUGUGACCUGGCAGGUAGUUGGUGCCCCAGGAGCCCCAAGUAGGUCAGUGAAAAGCUCGGCGUUUCAAAAGCCUCCUCUUCCAUUUGACGAUAUCUGCAGAAAGGCUAGUAACAUGUGAAAUAUAAAAGUACAA